This is a messenger RNA of Colias croceus (clouded yellow), 1207 nucleotides long. RefSeq lists its product as uncharacterized. Gene Ontology annotation, molecular function: cyclin-dependent protein serine/threonine kinase inhibitor activity. The transcript has 2 exons. The record is from RefSeq and is a predicted model, not a curated record. Gene Ontology annotation, biological process: regulation of cell cycle. Bases 211 to 732 code for a protein of 173 amino acids. NCBI's taxonomy places the organism in Eukaryota, Metazoa, Arthropoda, Insecta, Lepidoptera, Pieridae. Gene Ontology annotation, cellular component: nucleus.
GCGAUGCGCGGGAAACGAAGCGUCAGUCGUACUUGGUCGGCAAGAACGCGCGCACGCCACGCCGGCUUUUAGGUUAGGUUUGGCGCGGUUUUGCUAGCCAGGUGCUCUCGCCGCCCCCGCACUCCCCUACUACCUGACAGCUGUUUUCUCUCGGGAGAUUAUUAGUCAGAUGUUUCUCUGAACCAGUCGGAGCUCACCUGACAUUUAAGCAUGGCUGCUAACGGACGUACACCGAAGCAAAGGAGGUUGGAAAUAGCAGCAGGGAUGGCUCUGAGGAACACGAAUACGCCUAGAAGGAGACGCGGUAGCUGCAAAUGUUUAUUUGGAGCUCCGGACAGGGAUGAAACGCGCCGUUUGAUGGCGGAACAAUACGCCAGGGAUAGGAAGCGCUUCAUACGGAGGUUUAACUUUGACAUUGAAACUGAGUGUGCGUACAAGCCGACGAAAUUGGAUUCGCCUGUGAAAUUCAGUGAAGAAAAUAAGGAAAACGGUAGCCCAAGGACUGGUGUGGAGGCGCUAGCUUGUGUGGAGAAUACGGAUUUGCGGCUGGGGUCCCCGUCGAGGCGUAGCAGUGCUGGUAGCUCACCAAGGACGCCCAGAACUCCUAGGACGCCUAAAGCGUCUAGGACUCCGCGGACGCCUAAAACCCCAGCGUCUAGGAGACAGCUGCAAAUGACAGAUUAUUGGACGUUACGGAAGCACUCGGACCCGGCAUCGGACAAAGAAAACUAGUUAAAAAUAAAACCUCUAAAUUAUUAAAGAUAAAGAUAUUAUAAAUAUUUAAUAUUAGUAUAGAAAUAAUAAAUUUAGAUUAUUAUUAAAAAUUUACUAAAAAUACUAAAUUUUAUUAGAGGCUUUUGGCAAUUUUGUAAUAUUUGGCCCAUACCCUAUAAAAAGGGAAUUUUAAAGGUGUAGGAUUUAGUUAAUUUUUUAUAUCGAAUGAUCUCUACAUAAAGAUGUUAUUAUAAAGUGUUAUUUAACAAUCGAACCCUAGACUUUUCGAAGUGUGAAGCGUUGUUCGUCUUUUUUAUGCACUUAAUAUUAUAAUUUAUUUUUUAGUUAAAAACUUCCGAUUUCUGUCAUGUGUUGAAUACAUGAUUACAGAGGUAUCUAAAUUAAAUAAGAAAUGCCUUUUUAUUCAUUUUUUUUAAGUAGAAACAUCAAUAAAUCAAAUAACUUGUAGCCAUAUAAACUCCGUCUAUAGUCC